Messenger RNA from Macroventuria anomochaeta, 747 nucleotides. RefSeq lists its product as uncharacterized. The record is from RefSeq and is a predicted model, not a curated record. The transcript is spliced from 2 exons. Lineage: Eukaryota; Fungi; Ascomycota; Dothideomycetes; Pleosporales; Didymellaceae. The coding region runs from base 1 to 747 and encodes 248 amino acids.
AUGGCUAAGACUCCAUACAAGUAUAUACCGCUGGACUCGACCAAAGAGGAGAUACGGCUCCUAUAUAAACCAAAAAGCGAUGCCAAAGCGGGCCUCAUCAAGUACUCCCUCUGCAACGUCUCGCUCCAGGACACACCCGAAUUUACCGCUCUUUCGUACCACUGGGGCCGGCAGAGCCAUGACCGUCCUAUCACUAUCAACGGAACGCGCACGCACAUCACACAAAAUUUGGAGACUGCUCUACACCAUGUUGAUGGUGGGAUAUGGCUCAUCCAAGCCGUACCCUGGUUUUAUCGACUUUUCUGGCUCUUCAUCUCCGGUGGAUUCCCCGACCACACCGCAGACUCCGAAGUGAUGAGUCGGCUGAUAACUACGUUCUACAAUUUUGGCGGCCCAGUGCCCACCACGAUUCUCGAUCUUCGGAACAGAUCCCAACACAACUCGGAAUUCAGCUUGCGAAGCUUCCUUGGCCUUACGAACAUUGUCUCGUGUGGAUAUGCGCGCGGUAUAGAUGCAAGCGAUGACCGCGACCGUGCAUACACGCUGUUGGGCGUUACCACCGACGAUGCUGCAAGAGACAUUGUACCAGAUUACACGCUGUCUUGUCACGACGUAUAUAUCAGGACCGCCCAGGUUUUGCUGAGGCACGGGCACUACGAUAUCCCCUCACUAUGUCGAGGUCAGGAUCGUAAUUACAGUUUGCCCUCAUGGGUACCUGACUGGUCUACUGUAAUGGAGCAACCGUGA